AUGCAGGUGUUCACCAUGGAUCAAAUGCUUCCAAGCCCGGGGUUUAGCAUCCCCAGUAUAGGUACUCCUCUUCAUCAGCCGGAGGAGGACCAGCAGAUCCUUCCUCAUGCCCAACAAGCUCAACAGUCACAACAGCCAGAAGCACCACAGCCCUUCAAUACCCCCACAUAUGGAGCACAGAUGCUCCAUUCCCAGCCAAGUAUACUCUCUGGGUCUGCCUUGUCACAACACAUCCUGAGUAAUGCAGUGGACCCAAGCUCACCCCAAUUGCAGCAACAAAUACAGGCAAAUAAACAACAGCAAGUACAAGUACAAACUAAGUUGAUAGCAGAAAAAUCGAUGCCUCCUGUCCCAACGCCAAUGUUUCCUCCUCCGUCCCCAGCUCCCAUGACACCUCUCACUCCUGCAUCAGCAGAAGCUGCCAUUGUGCCACAGCUUCAGAACAUUGUAUCCACAGUGAAUCUAGGGUGUAAGCUUGACUUGAAGAAAAUAGCUCUCCAUGCAAGAAAUGCGGAAUAUAAUCCCAAGCGAUUUGCAGCUGUCAUUAUGAGGAUAAGAGAUCCUCGAACUACUGCUCUUAUAUUUAGCAGUGGUAAGAUGGUCUGCACAGGAGCUAAAAGUGAAGAAGACUCCCGUCUGGCUGCCCGGAAGUAUGCCCGCAUUGUUCAAAAGCUUGGAUUUGAUGCAAAGUUCUUGGACUUUAAAAUCCAGAACAUGGUUGGAAGCUGUGAUGUGAAGUUCCCUAUACGGUUGGAAGGCCUUGUUCUUACUCAUAGCCAGUUCAGCAGUUAUGAACCUGAGCUCUUCCCAGGUCUCAUCUAUAGAAUGGUGAAGCCAAGAAUCGUUUUGCUGAUUUUUGUGUCUGGCAAAGUGGUUCUCACAGGAGCAAAGACUGUCCAGCCACUAGACAUCUCAAGUCUUGAUGACUCCAUCCUCUUCAAUAUUCAGUGGCCUGGGAAGAUCACAGAUGAUGUUCUCCAUGGCCUUGAUGAGAAGGCAGAGACCUUGGCUGUGACUUCCUCACUGAAUGAGAACUACCAGUGUGUGAUUCCUGCUGCUGGAGACAAACAGGAGGAGUAUGAUGGGGAAUAUACAGGACCCAACCCCUUGGGGUUGCUCCAGCCUUUGUUCUCUCAAGUUUCCUGCUCAUACAGGAAGAUUGAUGGGCAGAACUUGCCUUUUGUGGCUAUGAACAUGACAGAUGGCACAAUCUGUGAUCUGAAUGGGAAACCCCGGUUCACACGGGUCCUCUAUGUCUGCUACAAGCAGGGCAAGCAUGAAGUCUAUUCAUUGGAGGAAACCUCCACCUGUGAAUAUGAGAUAGUCAUCCUGUCCCCUUACCUCUGUCGUCACCCCAAGUUCAGGGUUAAGGAGCAACAAAACCAUGACAUCAGGUGCUAUGCACUGGAUGGUUCUCCUGCAAGACCAAGGAAGAUUGUUCAAGCUGAAGCAGAGAAUGCAAAGCUCAAGCAGCAGACAACCAUUUUGGAAUUGAGCAGUGCAGGAGGUGGUACAUACAAAGUUCAGAUCAGUCCUGUGGACAUCUCUGGCAUUACUGACAUUGGAGCUGCAUUGUUGGCUGAGGUGGACAAUGAGCGUCGGACUGGGAGAGCUGCCCCCAUUCCUCCUGUUGAUAAGGAACCUGUGUCUACAUAUGCCAAGCCUGUAUUUGAUGCCAAGCUUGUGGAGGACUUCCUCAAGGGAGAUCACUGCCUCUCAGGGGAACCAGAUGGAAGUAGGACAAUGAUAACCUUGGGUGUGUUCAAUGAGGAGAAGCAUCGGAAAUGGAUUGAGGCACAUCCCAGCAAGAGGCCAACAAAGGCUCAGGUGUCCCACUUGUAUGGAGAUGGCUCUCCAUGUAAGGAGACAGGGGAAGCAAGGCGAGUGGAAGUGAGGCUCAAAUGCCGUGAGUCCUCCAGUCCUAACUCGGUCUCCUUGUACUUGCUUGAGCCACGCACCUGUGAAUAUGUCCUUGGUGUCGAAUCCAUGAUCCUCUGUCCACUCAUUGAGAGGGCAGACUCUCAUGGUGUUAUGUCACUCCCUGAAGAGGAUUUUGAAAAUGCAUUUGGGUUUGACCUCUCCAAGUCACCUGCUGAUUCUAAGGAAGUGCCUCCAGUUGGACAAGAAUCCAAGUCCCAAGAGAGCAGAUCAAGAGACCCUGUAUAUGUUGAGCAGGCUACACAGAGGACAACGGUCUUACCAAGAGAAAAAACUCAUGAGGAACCUAUAAAGAGUGAGAAACCUAGCUCUGAAGAGAAGAAGCAGAUGGGUAAGCCUGACCUGUUUGUGUGGAGCUACAGAAUGGAGCAAGACUGGGCAAGUGUCCUUCAUGAGAAGUACAAGCACUUCCUUCAGCUCUGCAAAGAGAGUGAAGAUGAUCCUGAUGAAGAGCCAUAUCGUUCCAAAUAUGCUGCUCGAAUGAUCCUGGAGGAAAUGGAGGAACAAAUUUCUCAUAAUCUUGAUCACUUCAGAUUAUCCAACCAAGAUACCCCUAUGGUCAUACAUUGCCGAUGUCAAUUGGCAGCUGUACACUUUCAUCUGGGAGUGAUAGGAAUGGAGACUGAUGAAGUUCCAGCUGGAGAAGAGGAGCUUGCAAAGGGACUUGAUAUCAUUGAGGAGUAUUCCACCCAUCCCAAGGGGAUCCUGGUAGCUCUCAAGUCUCUCAAUCAACUGGGUAUACUCUGGGCCAAUUACAGAGGGGAUGGGGAACGUGCACUUGAGUACCUGCACCAGGCCAAGUGGAAAUAUGUUGAGUUUCAGAGACAAAGAAAUUCAGAGAUGCAUUUGCUCACCAUUGAAAAUCUCUUCAGUCCUGAAGGAGUGGGUUGGACUGUUGAGUUGGAUGAUGGGGGUGAAAAGGACCUUGAGCAGGCAUUCACCCUCACCCUUUACUACCUUGCCCAGGUUCUCAUCAAACACUCAGAGUUCAAAAAGGCAGUAGGUUUCCUACAUGCCACCAUCAAGCGACAGCUGGAGUACAAAAUGUGCUCACUUGAUUGGCCCAUAAAUGCUGCCACCCUUGCAGAGUUCUUCUUCAACAAGAAGGCAUUUAAAUGUGCCAGACAUCAUUUGGCAAGUGCUACUUGUGUAUUGGAGAGGUUGAAGGGAGAAUCAGGGGACCUAGAUCAAGAGGAAUUGGAGGAGACAGAAGCCAAAGUAGCUUGGUACUGGGGCAAAUAUGGCCUAUCCCUCUUGGAAGCCUCUGGAAAUGCUCAAGAAGCACAGAAUCCAGUUGGAGACCUGCUGGUGGGUCCUUUGUUGGAAGGACCAGAAGCUGAAUAUGGUGAAUCAGGGUUACCUGGCAUCAUUCCCUCAUCUGCCAAUGACAUGAUAUUUUCCACUCUUGAGGUCACUCCAUAUGAGGAUUAUUUCCCAUCUGAGCUGGUUACUAACUUUGAUGGAGCCAGGAAUGUGUUUUGCAAAGCCAGAGACUGGUUCAAGGUUGCCAAGGAGUUUUUCACACUCUCGGAUCAUGCUUCAACUCAUUCUGAAAUAGUGCAGCAUAUAUCCCAACUCUACAACCACCUUUCUACAUUUGAGCCAGAUAUGAGUAGGCAAAGCAAGUUGCUGAAGCGACGUGCUGACAUGAUCAAGGAGCUGAAGAAUGAGCUGAAUCCCGUGUUUUAUGAGCACAUUUGCCAGGAACUUCAGUAUGAGCUUGGGAAGAUAUAUAAGACCAUGGUGGAAUUGAAGGAAAAAAUCCUUAAGGAACGUGUGCAAGCAGGAAAUUUGGAUGAAGACGCCCAAAGGAAGGCUGAAAAGAAGAUCAAUUUUCUCAUCUCAGAGGCCAUCCAGGCUUUUCAGGGUUUUCUUGAUCUCAUCAAAGGUACCCUUGGGAACCUGCCAGAGAAUUUUCCUGAAGAGCUUGAGAGGCAUGCCCUGCUGGCAUCCCUCAACAUGGGCUACCUGUACACAAAGAUGAAGGACACAAAUGGAGUAGAUGCAUUGGAGCACAAAAGGAAAGCUAUUCAACACUUAAAAUAUAUGAAAGAAUAUUGCAAGAGACAUCCAAGUGCUGCUGAGUCCUUGAGUGAGGAAUUAGUUCUUGGGGAGGAGAUGCUGGGGAUACUUGAGCAACAUUGUGCUGUUAUGACUAGCCAUGAGAUCAAUUCAGAGAGAAAAGAAUACUCAGAGGAGGAUAUCAGGAGUAUUCAAGAACAGACAAUUGUUCAGGCUUGUGAGGCCUCAAUGAAUGCAGCAUUCCGCCUUGCUGAUGCAACCUUGGAAGCUGUUCUCAUGGCACACAGCACUUACAGGGAUGCUAUGGACAAAGUGAAUGAUCUCUUGAUGGCAUCUCUCCUGUAUCAGUCAAAUGACCAUUAUCAGCAAGAUACCUGGAUUCAGCUCUCAGCAGCAAGAUUGGCUAUGAAAGAGUCCCUUGAACACCUCCAAGAAAUGGAGUUUUUGCUGCUGCAAACUCAUCAGAUUCUCAAGUCUGUUGCCUCAGCUGCAUGUGCUGCCAGAGCUGAAGAAUUGUCAUCUGCUGCUACUCAAAAGCUCACUUCUAUCCUGGAUCAGUUGGAAGCAGAACAAAAUUUGACAACAGCAAAGGAACGGGAACACCUGGAGUGGCACAGGAAACAAAUCUUGGAAUUUGGUGCUACCAAGGGUCAGGCUCAUGCUGAGAGUUCUGCUUCUGCUUCUUCUCAAGCAUUAAAUACUCAGAGUAAAUCACACAGUAAAUGUGUGGAGUCCUCCUCGAACCCCGCAGGGAAUGGCGUAAUGAAUACGGAGGGAAGAACCUCCUCCCUCAUACGCAUACGUACGCCAGGACAUCCCACCUUCCCUGAGCAGUCCAUCGGCAGUGGGUCGCCGAGAGCCAAACCGUGCCGAGCCUUCACGCAGCUGCCGCACAGGACCGUGCGGACUAUUAGAGGAACUGUGGUGACGGUGCUCCUCCACCGGACAACUGGGACGCACGAGGACGACCCUGAGGCUCCCUCAUCAACGGCCGUACCGAUGUAUCGGCUAACACCGGUAUCGGCCGCCAGUUUUGCACUAUCGGUGCCAUCGGUCAUCGGCCAAUGGUGCCGGUGUCCAAAGUUUGGAAACCACUAUUUUACACUGUUUUCGAAUGGAAUUCGUGACACCCCCACCCUGGGUAGAGAACAGAGGAAGCGCUACUGCUAG
This is a messenger RNA of Darwinula stevensoni, 5130 nucleotides long. NCBI's taxonomy places the organism in Eukaryota, Metazoa, Arthropoda, Ostracoda, Podocopida, Darwinulidae. The record is from the annotation of a GenBank genome assembly.